AUGUACACAAUUUAUGAAAUUGAAAAAUCAACCAAAAGGAGCAUGAAAGCGUCAUCUACUUCGGCAACAUUGGGGGUUGCAUUGAAUGCAUGUCUAUCAGAAAGUAUGCCCAUUACAGGGAUUGCUAAGAGAAGAUACUCUAAAAGAAAUGGAUUGAAUAGGGGCAAAAAUUUAGACCACUUGAGGAUUGGAUUUGAUGCUAUAAAGUCAGCGACAGAGAAUUUUGCUGAAAAAUAUAUCAUUGGGAAAGGCGGGUAUGGUAGGGUGUACAAAGCAGAACUUGAACAUUUUGAUAUCUAUGCAACAAAAGGCAAUAGGGAAUCAGAAAUGCCUAGGAGACGCAGCACUGUAGCUAUAAAAUAUAUUAUCGAUAGAGAAGACGCGCAAGGAGAACAAGGAUUCAUUGCAGAAAUUGAAACACUUAGUAGUUGUAAGCAUGCAAACAUAGUCUCACUUCUUGGUUUCUGUCAUGAACAUCCUCAUAUGAUCCUAAUCUAUGAGUUUGUUUCUAAUGGAAGCCUUGAUGAUUAUUUGGGAACAAAAGGAAAGAUGACUAAUCUUACUUGGGUGCAAUGA
Messenger RNA from Helianthus annuus (common sunflower), 576 nucleotides. Its product is annotated as probable serine/threonine-protein kinase PBL20. Gene Ontology annotation, cellular component: plasmodesma; plasma membrane. Gene Ontology annotation, biological process: protein autophosphorylation. Gene Ontology annotation, molecular function: ATP binding; transmembrane receptor protein tyrosine kinase activity. The record is from RefSeq and is a predicted model, not a curated record. NCBI's taxonomy places the organism in Eukaryota, Viridiplantae, Streptophyta, Magnoliopsida, Asterales, Asteraceae. The transcript has 2 exons. The coding region runs from base 1 to 576 and encodes 191 amino acids.